AUGGAAGCCACUGUCAAUGCCAUCCUGAAGGGUUCAUACCAGGCUGAACUUCUGUCCAGGUACCCAGCUGGUUUUUCAUCACCCUCAUCAGACAUCUCUGACUUCAAGGCCCAUGUGACUCUCCUCCUUUCAGCUGUGCCCAAAUUUUGCAUAGCUCGAACUGUCCCUUAUGCACUUCAGGAUAAACUAUGCGUGGAAUUACAAUACCUGCAGGAUGACAGGGUGCUGACACUGGUGUCCAGCAGCCACUGGGCAAUGUCCAUCAUCGUCAAGAAGUUCAGUGGAGGACUGCAUAUCUGUGGAGACUUUAGCACUACUGUCAACAUCUAA
Messenger RNA from Schistocerca cancellata (South American locust), 330 nucleotides. RefSeq lists its product as uncharacterized. The record is from RefSeq and is a predicted model, not a curated record. Bases 1 to 330 code for a protein of 109 amino acids. The transcript has a single exon. Lineage: Eukaryota; Metazoa; Arthropoda; Insecta; Orthoptera; Acrididae.